Molecule: messenger RNA, 369 nt
Organism: Trypanosoma theileri
Lineage: Eukaryota; Euglenozoa; Kinetoplastea; Trypanosomatida; Trypanosomatidae
Exons: 1
Coding region: 1-369 (122 amino acids)
Source: RefSeq, a predicted model, not a curated record
AUGCAGUUGCGACGUGUAUUGUAUUUUCUGGCUCUAAUUAUGAGUGUUGCCUCAGUUUGCGUGGCGACAGGUGCAGCUGGAAACUCCGGGACUUCUUCUUCUGCAUCUUCUAACUCUGCUGAUGAAUGUCCUCCUCCUCCUGAAUCUGAUGCUGGUAUUGUUCGUGAUACUCCUCGUGAUCCUAAUACUGUUUGUGCUGCUCAACGUCCUGCUGCUGGGGGUAAUGGGAGUGGCGGUACUGCAUCUGCAGAGAGUGGGACAACAAGUACACAAAAAGGUAAUACAGAGAGCAGCAGUAUCAGCAGUUCUGUGUGGAUGCGUGUGUCUCUAUUGAUUGUGGUUACACUGGCCUGUAUUCUUGUGUGCUGA